GCGCCCCUUUCCCCUUGUAUUUUUUCUCUCUAAACAAAGCUGCGUUUGACGAAUCAAUUACAAAAGGCAAGAGCGCCCAGGCAAAGAAAGCAUAAGCGAAAAGGCGAACCCUCAAUCCUUAAUAACAAUAUUAACAAGAAUAAGCAUGUCAUUGCGCAGGCGAACCUUGCUUAAGGUCAUCGUUCUCGGCGACAGUGGGGUUGGAAAGACCUCCUUGAUGAAUCAAUAUGUGCAUAAGAAGUUUAGUCAGCAAUAUAAAGCUACAAUUGGUGCUGAUUUUGUCACUAAAGAACUCCAGAUUGAUGACAGACUCGUCACUCUACAAAUAUGGGACACUGCAGGGCAAGAGAGAUUUCAAAGUCUUGGAGUUGCAUUUUAUAGAGGGGCAGAUUGCUGUGUCCUAGUCUAUGAUGUUAAUGUCAUGAAAUCGUUUGAUACCCUUGACAACUGGCAUGAGGAGUUUCUCAAACAGGCUUUGAUUAGAUUUUUAUGUUUUGUGGCGCAGGCAAACCCUUCUGAUCCAAGGACAUUUCCUUUUAUAUUGCUAGGAAACAAGAUUGAUAUUGAUGGUGGGAACAGUCGAGUGGUUUCUGAGAAGAAAGCAAAGGAUUGGUGUACUUCAAAAGGGAAUAUUCCCUACUUUGAGACAUCGGCAAAAGAGGACUACAAUGUUGAUGCUGCAUUCCUAUGUAUUGCCAAGACUGCCCUUGCCAAUGAGCGUGACCAGGAUAUAUAUUUUCAAGCUAUUCCAGAGGCCGCUCCAGAGAAUGAACAGAGGGGUGGUUGUGCCUGCUGAUAUGGAAACAUGAAUAAUCUCAGUGAAUCCCCUCUAAUGCUGUGGCUCAAAUUCUUCAGAUUCUUUUUGGUCUCUGUGAUUUUCCUCCUUUUUUGUACACACUAUGAAAUGCUUGUGAGUAAAUCACGUUUGACCUUGAUGCUGCCAUUUUGAUAAAUUGUCCGGUUUUCAUAAGGACGAGCUUGAGUGUUGCCUUGUAGGAAAGAGCGUUUAACUGAUUAUUUACCACGGAUUGUUCAGGCAAUUUUUUUUUUUUUUUUUUGUCAAAUUUAGAUGUGGCAUGAGAAUGUUUCAUUUUUAAUUUGGUGAACCAGAGAUGGUAAUCGAAACUUAUCUUGACAGUUAUGAGACUUGUCUUGAAAAAU
This is a messenger RNA of Gastrolobium bilobum, 1161 nucleotides long. RefSeq names its product ras-related protein Rab7. The transcript is spliced from 7 exons. The record is from RefSeq and is a predicted model, not a curated record. Gene Ontology annotation, cellular component: vacuolar membrane. NCBI's taxonomy places the organism in Eukaryota, Viridiplantae, Streptophyta, Magnoliopsida, Fabales, Fabaceae. Gene Ontology annotation, molecular function: GTP binding; GTPase activity. Bases 146 to 796 code for a protein of 216 amino acids.